This is a messenger RNA of Dermacentor albipictus, 1026 nucleotides long. RefSeq lists its product as uncharacterized. The record is from RefSeq and is a predicted model, not a curated record. Lineage: Eukaryota; Metazoa; Arthropoda; Arachnida; Ixodida; Ixodidae.
GAGGUUGCACGCUUUGGUCUCGCCUGCUGCCUCAGUGCUACGAGCCUGCUAAACGCAGAGAAAAGUGCGUUGUUUUUAAGAAAACCGACGGCUCGCUGGAUUUGCGACCCUUCCACAUGCCCUCGUGGAAUUCAAUUUUGUACGGCCCGGAACGCCUGGGACACCAGACAAUUUUGGUUCGCGAGCAGAAGAAAAGGGUGACCGCCGUGCUCUGCAUCGUAAUCGUCCUCGUGAUGAUCGCCUUGUUUCUGGUCUCCGCGGCACUCUCCAUCGCUGCCUUGCAAACACCGCGACACCACCAACGCACCACGAUGACGACCACGACGGAGACCAGGAGGGAAGUCGUCGACUGGACGCCGCCGCUGCGCAGGGACAGGUCCAGGAGGACAUUACAGCCGAGGGCAAUGUUCGAGGCGGAAGCGCCCGAUGGCCCGCUCCGUGACAGCCGGUGCGUCGCACCGCGCCUGGUGCACUGCUCCAGCAAUCUGACCACCCUGGUGAAAGACCACGGCUGGUUCUACAUGCCUGGUGCCGGUCACCCCGGCGGAUGCAUCGAGUGGCUGCCCGCUCACUUCUGUGCCGCUCGCGAAGGCUUCUCCUCGGGUGGAGGGUACCGGUACAACACCACCGAGGAGUGCAGCUCGCUCUGCGAACGAGGGAUGCCGAGGAAGGAUUGCACGCAACCGCUUCCCCUCUCGGCCAUCUACAACUGCACGCACUCAGCGAACCAGAGCCAGCAGCACUGGUGGUUCUACGAUCCCGUCAGCCACGCGUGCCGAGAAUGGAAGGACGUGUGCGUCUACAAGUCGUACGCCACCAUGGCCGACUGCGUGCAGGACUGCCUGACCUAACCGCCGCACUCCUGACGGACCAUGCGCCUAUACACGUGCGCGAGCCGAACGCUGCGGGGAAAAAAAAUAUCGUGUGCCUACGUAAACACUAUGCGCCGACCUAACGUGUACCCGACGUUGCCUUUCUCGUAUUUGUCUGUGCUUUACGAAUGAAAUAAAUUGCGCUGAUAUCGUC